Messenger RNA from Arctia plantaginis, 1032 nucleotides. The record is from the annotation of a GenBank genome assembly. NCBI's taxonomy places the organism in Eukaryota, Metazoa, Arthropoda, Insecta, Lepidoptera, Erebidae.
AUGGCGAACAACGGCAAUUACAGGGGAGUCCUAGUGGAUUCGGAGCAAUAUCGCAUCAUUGCGAACACAAUACAGCAUAAGCAUGUUAUUCAUUACAAUCCACCCAAGAACACGUCAGAAAUGCAGAACUAUCUCGAUAAGUUUUGGUUCCGAUUGGGAUAUGAACGCGCGACUACCAUAGUUGUAGCUUCCAAACCUAAUAACAUCCUAAACGAGCUAAUCAUUAGCGGCUUAAUAUAUGAUUUACGUGGCAUGAAGCUGCCCUCCUCAGAUGGUGCAUUGUACGAUAUGAUGCAUGAGAUUCUCACUGGUAAAAGUACCAUGAUCUCCAACUGCAACAAGAUAAGAGAUGUGCUAGCGAAACACGAAUUCUUGCGUUGGUGUGGAGCUGAAUUAGAAUCGGUAUUCAAUGAGCAUGUGUAUGCCAAUAUCUCAGAGGUAUGUGGUAAUUGUAUAAUUGGACAUUAUUUUUCGAAUAUUAAUGGCGUUGAAGGUGCAUUACCACAGGUAAUGAAUGAAUCAUAUUUCCGGACCGAAUUUCGUGACUUAAUUUCGUUUUCAACAGAGGACGGUCAGAAGAAACUGGGUGCCAUUAUGUAUGCCAUUCCAAGGUUUGGAUAUGACAUCAUUUAUGUCGGCGGCUCACCAGGUAAAGCAUGGACAAGGGUUCUUGAGAGACGCGGAUUUAAAGGAAAAGUAAUGGUAUUCGACCCAGAACCAUUGGUACUAUCAAAUUCAUGUGAUCUGCAAAUUAUGCACAUCGAUGCCGAAGUUCAUUCGAUAGAGGACAUAACAAGUCACCCAAUCUUUAGGAUCUACGCGAGCGUAGGUGCCAAGUACAUCUUUAUAUGGGAUGUGCGCCACAGUCAGGCGCGCAGAAUGGGAUCAGUAUCUAGGAAUGAGUGUAUAAGACGAGAAAUAUCAGAGUUGAACCAAAUAUGCGGAUCCGCAUGGUUCAGAGACAAUGUAGCUAUAUACCAGCUGAAAGUCAAUACAAUACUGAAGUGCCGUAGGCACAGUACUUCCCCCUAA